GUUUUUAUUGAUCUAGCGGCACAACAAGCGCAACAGCCAUCCUGGGUUCGAGAGUGCGGUAGCGUCGGUCUCUGAGGCAAGCGAUGGCGGACAUGGCGGACGAAGUUUUGGCUGUGGUGAACGAAACGCUCGCCGAGGGCGUCAAAAAUGAGACUGUCAAGUACCAGCCGACACCCGCCGGCAUGGCCGUGGCCUACGUCAGCAUCAUGCUCAUGGCCUUCUUCCCCAUCAUCUUCGGAUCCUUCAAAUCCGUCACACAUCAGAAGAAACAAAAGGAGUCUGGCGAAAAGCCGGAGACAAUGACGCGGAAGGAUGCGGCCAUGUUUCCCGUCAUCGCCAGUGGGGCCCUCUUUGGCCUGUACAUCUUCUUCAAGCUCUUUUCUAAAGAGUACAUCAACCUGCUCCUCACCGGUUAUUUCUUCCUUUUGGGAGUCCUUGCACUGGCACACAUUCUCAGCCCGUCGUUCAGCCGCGUGAUGCGGUGUCUGCUGCCAGCGCACUUCUACGCCUGGGAGUACAGGAUCUCGUUCCAGCGGUGGUCGACCGUUCAGAAGCAGGACGGCCAGAGCGGGGAGUCAAACCAAGGCGACGACUGCGAAGAGUACUUUGACUACCGCUUCAACUACGACGACAUUGCGUGCUGGGUCUUCUGCAGCGUGUUUGGGGUCUGGUACCUCUGGAAAAAGCACUGGGUGGCCAACAACCUGUUUGGCCUUGCGUUUGCCAUCAACGGUGUGGAGCUGCUGCACAUCAACACCGUGGCCACGGGCUGUAUUCUCCUAGGAGGCCUCUUCUUCUACGACGUCUUCUGGGUGUUUGGCACCGAUGUCAUGGUGACUGUGGCCAAGUCGUUCGAGGCACCCAUUAAAUUGGUGUUCCCUCAAGACUUCCUGGAGAGGGGCUUCGAAGGAAACCACUUCGCCAUGCUCGGCCUCGGCGACAUCGUCAUUCCGGGGAUCUUCAUCGCCCUCUUACUGCGGUUUGACUUCAGCCUGAACCGCAAGAGGAACGUCUACUUUGUGAGCAGCUUCCUGGCAUACGUCGGAGGCCUGGCACUCACCAUCUUCGUGAUGAUGUACUUCAAUCAUGCGCAGCCUGCUCUUUUGUACCUGGUGCCAGCGUGCGUGGGCGUGCCCUUAGUGGUGGCACUCGUUUUGGGCGACAUCACAACCAUGUUCAAGUACGAAGAUCACCCUGCCGUGGAGAAGAGUUCAGCAGACGACGGUCAGGAGACGAGACGGGAAGAAGACUCUUCGGGCAAGGCGGCCAGCAAGAAAGACAAAUGAGGAACGUGUGGAUGAGCCGCCGAACGACUAAAUUUAUCUCGUUUUGAUACACUUUAAAAGACUCUAGGGGUUUUUUCGUGGUCAGAGCCCAUCAAUUCGUGUGCUCCGCUUAACCUUACGAUGGAUGGCAGCGGAUGUUGUGAGCCAUCCCGGUUAAUCUCACGCUGCGGGCGUGACACGUGACCGCACGCAUGGCAUUAGACUAGCUCCGCUGCGGUCCUUCGUGAAGUGGUACGGAGCAUAGUCAUGGUAUGGGGCUGACCGUCUUACGAAAAGGAGGACUUGGCGAUUUGUACGUACAUCAGUAUUUGAGACCAUUUGCAACUGUGAUGCUGUUGUUAUUAUUUUUUUUUUAAUUUCACAUGCAGCAAUUGUUUGCUCCUUCAUUAUCUGUCUUAAGAUUUCUUUUUUUUUUUAAUUGUCUGGAAUCCUGAGGAGUAUGGUUACGAAGAAUUUACAGCUUCUUUUUUUACGAUGACGGCCUUUGAGAAAAAAUGGCAUUCUCGCAUUCUUUUUUUUUUUUUUGCAAUAAAAAAUGAAACAAGUUA
Messenger RNA from Ixodes scapularis (black-legged tick), 1834 nucleotides. RefSeq names its product minor histocompatibility antigen H13. Bases 84 to 1286 code for a protein of 400 amino acids. Gene Ontology annotation, biological process: membrane protein proteolysis. The record is from RefSeq and is a predicted model, not a curated record. The transcript is spliced from 11 exons. Gene Ontology annotation, molecular function: aspartic endopeptidase activity, intramembrane cleaving. Lineage: Eukaryota; Metazoa; Arthropoda; Arachnida; Ixodida; Ixodidae. Gene Ontology annotation, cellular component: membrane; cytoplasmic side of endoplasmic reticulum membrane; lumenal side of endoplasmic reticulum membrane.